Purpureocillium takamizusanense is the source of this 1526-nucleotide messenger RNA. RefSeq lists its product as uncharacterized. The record is from RefSeq and is a predicted model, not a curated record. The transcript has 4 exons. Lineage: Eukaryota; Fungi; Ascomycota; Sordariomycetes; Hypocreales; Ophiocordycipitaceae. The coding region runs from base 259 to 1152 and encodes 297 amino acids. Gene Ontology annotation, cellular component: RNA polymerase II transcription regulator complex. Gene Ontology annotation, molecular function: transcription cis-regulatory region binding; DNA-binding transcription activator activity, RNA polymerase II-specific.
UGCAUGAGAGUGUGCUCGCGCCGCCUGCCUGCCGUCUGCCCUCGACGACACAAGCCGAGGGAAGGCGCCGCCGGAUGCCCAGAUGCUCGUCGUCCAAGCGCCGCCGGCGUUUCCAUUCAGGGAUCGCACCUGCUCCGUCCGUCCUGGCUGCGGAUGGGCAAUUGCGACGGAUGACGGGCACAAGGGCCGCCCUCGGCCCCUUCCCCCCCAGCUGCGCCAUAUUACAUAAUCGGGUUACCGGAUGCACGCCAACAGACAAUGCAGCAGACGACGGGCACCAGCAAUCAAGAGCAGCAAUUGCGCGCGCAGCUCGAGCUCUUGCAAAACCACGACGCGGACUCGUCAAGCGCGCGCGACGCGAGAGCCGCUCCCUCCCACUCGCCGCCUGCGCGUGCCGCGAAUGGAUACGACGAGCUGGCUGCUGCCUCACACGACGCCGCUCGCGCCUUAGCCGUCAAGUCCGAGGCCGACUCGCACAUUCACCCUGACCUUCGCGCGGCUCCCGGCCACGGCGCGCCCGCUCCAAACAUGAUGCCCAUGCCCCCCCAGUCUGGGCACAGUCCAGCCACCUCUCCCGCCCCUCCUCAGAACGCCCCCAUAGCCCCGGCGCCGUCCGUCACGUCUCCGGACCAAGGAUCCUCUGCGGAUGGUCGCAAAGCGAAGCGUGAGCUGUCGCAGUCUAAGCGCGCGGCGCAAAACCGAGCUGCCCAGCGCGCGUUCCGCCAGCGGAAAGAGGGUUACAUUAAGAAGCUCGAACAGCAGGUACGGGAUUACGGCGAGAUGGAGCAGACGUACAAGGCCAUGCAGACAGAAAACUACGCGCUUCGGGAGUAUGUCAUUCACCUGCAGUCGCGGUUGCUUGACAUCCAGGGCGAGUUUCCUCAGCCUCCACCCAACGUCAACCUCUCCCAGCCUCCGGCUGCUCAGCCGCCACCCGCGGCCAGCGGACCGGAGCAGCCGCCUGGCGAACCCAACAAUAAUCCCGCGGCCGGGACGCCGCUCGAGGCCGUCGCCCAGGCCGUCGCCGGGCUGCAGGAGCAGAUGGACGAGGACCGACAGGCCUAUGCCAACAGAGCCGAGGACGACACGCGCUCGGCCGAAGAGAUCAACCGACAGUUGCAGCCCGAGGAAGGAGUCACCCGGGCAGAAUAGGACAAGAUGCCCGGGCGCCUGACCGCUGCGCGAGUUUCGUUUAUGCGUUAGCGGCGUUUCUGGAAGGUGACGGCUCGUCUCGCAAGGACGAUGCCUUGGGCGUUAUGGCUUUGCCAAGUGUUUACUGAUGUAUUGCGAUAGGCGAGAGGGCUACGGGACGCGAAGUGUCGCGACGCUGUCGCACGGAUACUGGCUAUUUUGUAGCGUUCAACACGGAUAUUAUAUAGACGAUGACCUGCUCUGGUGGUCAACGGUACGAUGUUGUGUCAGAUGAACUGGACAUCCGUUUUUAUUCAGUUUUGAGAAUCCUCCAUUUUGGCUUGGUGAGAAUGACUAAUAAACACCGCAAUCAAGACUCCUUUUCGCAAAUAUAG